AUGUGUAACUUAUCAGACUUCAUUGACUUAACUAGAGAGACCAGACCAAGGACAAAAGAUCGCAGUGGACUGUGUGUGAUUGAUCUGGCAAGAGCUGAGGGAGAAGAUAGACCUAUUGCCACUCUUGACUUAACUUUAGAACCUGUCACUCCUUCCCAGAAGAAGCCAACCAGUCUUCAGACAUGGGCCAGCCUCUCUGGCAAAGCGGUGAUGGAAGGGCAGGUGGGCAGAAGCUCUCAGCCUACAGCACGGAGAAUCAUUAACAGUGAUCCUGUAGAUUUGGACCUAGUGGAAGAAAACACCUUUGUAGGUCCCCCGCCCGCUACAUCCAUCAGUGGAGACUCUGUUUAUCCAACAGAGCCUAAUUGUAGCUCAGCCACAUUCACAGGUAACCUCAGCUUCUUGGCAAGCCUACAGCUGUCUUCAGAUGUUAGCUCCCUCUCCCCAACAAGCAAUAAUAGUAGUAGCAGCAGCAGCAGCAGCAGCAAUCAAAAAGUACCCUUGCCGUGCCCACAGCAAGAUGUGUCUCGCCCACCACAAGCCUUGCCGUGCCCACUGAGAGCCUCACCUUGUCCACCGCGAGCCUCCUCAUGCCCACCACGAGCCUUGUCAUGCCCAUCACAAACCAUGCAGUGCCAACUACCAGCUCUAACUCACCCACCGCAAGAAGUGCCAUGCCCUCGGCAGAAUAUCCCAAGCCCACCUCAAGACUCGUUAUGGUAUCCUCAACACUCACCAAGCCCACCUCAAGACUCUCUGGGCCUACCUCAAGAUGUACCAGGCCCACCUCAAAACAUAUUACAUCUACAAGAUGUGGCAUACCUGCAAGACAUGCCACAGUCACCAGGAACCAUGCCACCAUCACCAGAUGUGCCACAGUCACCAGGAGACAUGCUAGGGUCUCCAGGAGAUGUGCCACAGUCACCAGGGGACAUUCCACACUUACCGGGAGAUGUGUUACGUUCACCUGGAGACAUGCCACACUCAUCAGGGGACGUGACACACUCACCUAGAGACAUCCCUCACUUACCAGGAGACAGGCCUGACUUUACCCAGAAUGAUGUACAGAACCGUGACAUGCCUAUGGAUAUCUCAGCUCUGUCCUCUCCAAGCUGCCCUCCCAGCCCACAGUCUGAAACUCCCUUAGAGAAAGUUCCUUGGCUCUCUGUCAUGGAAACCCCAGCCAGAAAAGAAAUAUCACUGUCAGAGCCUGCCAAACCCGGGUCUGCCCAUGUGCAAGCACAAACACCACAAGGUGGGUUGUACAACAGACCAUGCCUGCAUAGACUGAAGUACUUCUUACGACCUCCGGUUCAUCACCUCUUCUUUCAGACACUAAUACCGGAUAAAGACACAAGAGAGGUGAGCUAA
This is a messenger RNA of Nomascus leucogenys (northern white-cheeked gibbon), 1371 nucleotides long. Its product is annotated as SUMO-interacting motif-containing protein 1-like. The transcript is spliced from 2 exons. The record is from RefSeq and is a predicted model, not a curated record. Bases 1 to 1371 code for a protein of 456 amino acids. Lineage: Eukaryota; Metazoa; Chordata; Mammalia; Primates; Hylobatidae.